Molecule: messenger RNA, 3027 nt
Organism: Leishmania major strain Friedlin
Lineage: Eukaryota; Euglenozoa; Kinetoplastea; Trypanosomatida; Trypanosomatidae
Exons: 1
Coding region: 1-3027 (1008 amino acids)
Source: RefSeq, a predicted model, not a curated record
AUGCAGCAUUUAUUUUCGAUUCGGACCCCCCCCCUCAACAAGAAAAUCGUGCACAUCAGCGAUCCGCUGCUCGCCCGCACGUGCAGCCGGCAUCUCUCUAACGCGCUCGUCUUCCACGAAGGGCAACCUGCCAGCUUGGCUGUUGUGUGCGCUCACCGCACCACCACGCUUAGCAUUCCUGGGCAAGUCGCAGCGCAGCGUUCAUGCAUUUCUUUUUCGUUUUCUGAGCCGGCCUCCGUGGCAGAUCAUCUGCCCGCACACGUUGACCGUAAGCAGAAACCGCCAGUCGCCUGCUUCCUCUUUCUCGCCCCAUUGUUUUGCGACCGUGUUGUGGGUUCUACUGUCCCUCAUGGCGAGCCCCAGGGCCAUCAUCUGCGCACCAUCACUGCCCGGUAUCCUUCCCAUUCUCGACCCCCUGUUUCUCCGUCUCUGCUGGACGCACAGACACGCUCGCGCGUGCUGCCUCUUCGCAAACAUUGCGCCCUCACAGGCACCAAAAUGCUGAAAAAACUGAGCGCCCUCUGGACGGUGGCCAGGGAGAGGAUAUGCAGAGCAGAUGCGGCUCCUAGCACCAGUGGCGACGGGUCUCCGCCGCACAUCCCCCACAGCUCGCCCAAGCCUUGCGCGCGGUCCGCUACAGCGGCAACGAACCAGCAGGGCAACCCCCUCUGCGUGCCCUCCGACAGAUCGCAGACCAGGUCUCACAGAAGCACCGACGUGCAACGCGGAGAAAGCAGUGGCUUCUCUCCUUCCUCGGUGCCGGACCGACCAGUAAGCGGCAAGGCCGUUGGAGAUGCAAGCCAAGGCGCAUGUCUACCCUCGAUUAGUGGCGCACCGCCCCUUUCGCGCUCGCCAGCCCAGCAGCGGCAGUCGAUGAAGGCGCUCAGUGCCUCACCGACAAGCAGUGGCUCCCACACCCCUUUCCUGGCACCACCUUCACAGCGGCAGCCAACGACGUCUCCUGUGGCACCCCUGCGUGAAGGUCGACAGUGUCCACCACGGGCCAACGUCAAGGCGCCGCUUGAUCCCCCCACCGCUACCGCCUCGACACCGAAAACUGCUGGCACCGAGGGAUGCGUGGGUAGUUACACAAUGCUCCGCCGGCUCACAGCCGAUUUGGCGCACACUCUAGACAACUGUGCCAUGUACGGGACUCUCUACGACAACAGUGGGACUGAGGUGAAUAAAAGCUCUCCGCAGUCCCAUCCUUCAGCGGCGCCGUACUCUGUGCUGCAGUCUCGGGCACUCGCAGUGCCGCAGCCGUACCCUGCACCCAAGGGCGCUGGCGAGCAAGCCCGUGAUAUAGUUCCGCGGAGGAGCACCGAUAGUAAUAGCGUGAACGACAGUGCGUUCGUGCAUGAACCAGAGGGUGAGAAAAACUUUCACGAGGCAAUGCUCUAUCUUUCCAGGUUCAUGAACGGCACUCGUGACGAAACGACGGGAACGAUGGGCGAUGGUGCCGGUGGCACGGCAAUCAGAAGCGGACGAGCGCAUAACAGCGGUCUUCUCCGUACGCUUCGGCCUUCAAGACGAGCCAGCGACGUUACCAGUGGUCCGGCGCAUUCACCAAGCGCGAAGAACCACGACUCGAGCGAGGCCUCCGGUUUCAGCCGUCUCGACUUCGCAUCGCUCUUUAUGACACCCUCGUACGACCUCCGCUGCGACGAGCCCACAGGAAUGUAUAACUGCACCGUCUUUAAUCAACCAGUGAGCCAGAGCGCCGGCGUAUUCUCUCUUGCCGGCACCACCUCGGACUUCUCGACUCCUCCGGUGAGCAUGACGUCCCGGCAGGCUUCGAAAAGAAAACACAAUGGAGAAAGCGGUUCGAACGCGCGGCUAGGUCGGCAUGUAGAGGACACCGCAGCCGAAGCCUCCGAGAGUGUCGGUAUGCACCUCACGAAGAUGGAGGAGGACAUGGAGGAGAGCGUGUGCAGCCAGACAGCCGGGACAGCGGUGCUGCGCCGCGUUAAUGACCUAGCCCUGUCGCAGUGGAAGUACGUUACACUCGUUGUCAGUAAGGUGAUGGAGAAGAAGACACUGGUGAGGGCAUCGCGGGCACUGUCACAGAGGGUCCUGAGCGCUUCUGGCGCCCUGGAACUCAACGUGCUGCCGCAUGAUGGACUGCAGGAAGUCUCUGCUGGUGGCGCUAAGCGAAACGACAGCUUCAUCUUCGAUGACACAACAGAGAGCCGCUACGUCUUCUACCCAGACGACGACGAGGUGUCCGUCUAUGACGCCGAUGGUCGCCCGCUGCUGAUCCCAAACAUGAGCGAUUUGUGGGAUGACUUCCGCAGCUCCGACAGCAGUGACGAGAGUCUUGUCUUCGGUGAGGCGGACGCGUUUACUGAGGAUGGCGAUGCAGCCCGCGUGGGAACGGAAGGCGAGAGCAAAUUGUGUGCCACUCGCCCGCCCUCGCCAUCCAAGAUGAGGAGCGGCCCCAACACUUCUCACAAUCAACAAGCACCGCCGUCUCGCGCAGCUCCCGCUCCUCCAGCCGCACCAGCCCAGCAGCAAACGAGGCAACAAGCACCCCCAAACAGAUCUGUCAACAGCAACUGGGGCGGCGGGGGCUAUGACUACAGCAACGGCGACACAAAUCUGUAUCCGGCGUACCAGCGCCACCCUAACCCGCGGGCACCAGAGCAGAUGAAGCGGCACCGAAUCAUGCAGCAGCAGCGCCAACAGCUGUUCCAGCAACAGCAACAGCAACAGCGGCGUCACUUCCACUCUCUCACCGCGGGCUACCAGAAGUGCACGCAACCACAGCCCCCUCCCUAUGCACGCCAUCGACAGGGCCGAUCUGGGAGUGCACGGGGAUGUUUGCGUAGCAGCGCCAAGAUGCCGUGGCCGCAGCCGGACAUCUACAACGGUCCGAAAGUGUACACGGGCCAAUCGAAGUUUGUGGACUUUACGGCACGGAGCGGCAUUCGCCUGAGCGAUGUGAAACGCGUGAAGUCGCCGUGCUGGUAUUCCAUAAAGCUGGCGGAUGAGAAGAGACUGCAGGAAACGGACGAUCGACAGUCAUGA